UGAUCAUCGCUCAACGUCCGCCAUCGUCUAGCGCUUCGCAAGUCAUAUGGCUACGCUCCCAGACACGGACGUCAUCCUCUUCUACGACAUCCCCAGCAGCACGCCCAGCACCGCCUGGUCGCCCAACACCUGGAAGACCCGGUACGCGCUGAACCUCAAGCGGCUCCCGUACCACACGGUAUGGGUCGAGUACCCCGACAUCGCGGCGCUCCUCCAGUCCUUCGGCCACGCGCCGACCGAGCCGGGCACGCCCACGCCCUACACGCUCCCCGCGAUAUUCGACCCGCGCACGCAGCGCUUCGUCGCCGAGAGCGCCCGCAUCGCCGCGUACCUCGACGACACGUACCCCGACACCCCCGCGCUGUCCCCAAAACCCUUGCGCCCAUUCCAGGCCGCCUUCCAACACGCCUUCGCGACGACGGUCCAGCCCCCGAUCCUCCCCCUCUUCCUCCCGCGCACGCACCCCCUCCUCCAGCCCGCCUCCCAGCCCUACUUCCGGCGCACCCGCGAGCACAUGUUCCGCGCCGCGCUGGAGGAGAUCUGCCCCCCGCCCGCGCACGCGCAGCAGUGGGCCGCGAUCGAGCGCGCGUUCGGCGUCGCCGCGGGGUGGCUCGACGCAGCGGGCGACGGGCUGGACGCGGGCGACGCGCGGGCGACCUUGAUCGGCGAGGGGAAGCUGACGCAUGCGGAUCUGAGCGUGGCGGGGUGGCUGGUCUGGAUGCGGAUCGUGGCGGGGCGAGAGAGCGCGGAGUGGCGGGCGGUGGAGGGCUGGCACGGGGGGCGGUGGAAGAAGCUGCUGGACGUCGUCGAGCCCUGGUCCGACUGCAGUCGGUGAGAUGAGAUGACCGUUGAUCAGACAAUAGGCCCGCUCAGACUGAACGGGUAAGGGUACGGGCAAGGGCAACGUCACGGGACGUACCCGGGCGGCUCAGCCACG
This is a messenger RNA of Rhodofomes roseus, 937 nucleotides long. RefSeq lists its product as uncharacterized. The record is from RefSeq and is a predicted model, not a curated record. The transcript is spliced from 4 exons. Lineage: Eukaryota; Fungi; Basidiomycota; Agaricomycetes; Polyporales; Fomitopsidaceae. The coding region runs from base 47 to 835 and encodes 262 amino acids.